This is a messenger RNA of Cladophialophora immunda, 618 nucleotides long. RefSeq lists its product as uncharacterized. The coding region runs from base 1 to 618 and encodes 205 amino acids. NCBI's taxonomy places the organism in Eukaryota, Fungi, Ascomycota, Eurotiomycetes, Chaetothyriales, Herpotrichiellaceae. The transcript has a single exon. The record is from RefSeq and is a predicted model, not a curated record.
AUGUAUUUCCUGUUCCUUCUGCUCAGUGCGCUCCUCAGCAGCGGUUGUGCUCAGUUAUACACACCCACGGGCAGCAAUGGCAAUGGCGACAUCACCCAGCCAGGCCCGUGUCCCGCUUACUUACCCCCCUUUCCCGGCUUCGAAUUCCCUCAUCUGAUGGUACCAAUUUCAUCCACCAACCCUAACACUGCCUUUCCCAACACUAACACCCCAUACGUCACGGCCGCGGACAUUGAAAUGAUCUUCAACUUUGACAUUCCUACGUCCCGCAAGGGCCAGACUUGCACCAUGGAAUUCCUGUUGCCGAACAAGACUGAAUUGAGCACAUCUUCGUUUGAGGUCGCAGGAGUUAUUGGGUCAUACGUUUUCUCUCUGUCGGUGCUAGGUGGAGGGGCAGUGGAGGGCAACACAACAUACAACAAUCAACCUCUUCAAGCCAAUCCGCACGGGUUCCCAAGGACCCUACACAUGGAGCCGGGACACGCAUAUGCAAUUGGCAGCACCAUAUGCGUGCCGGGCAAGAUCAGCAUCACAAUGAGCAGCCCUGACAGCAGUUUGACGUGGUUUCAAGACUGGAACCAAUGUGCAAUUGGGAUCUUCAUCACCUAUUCGCCAUGA